CAAGAAGGGAAGAAAAACACAAAUGAGAAUAAAUAGGCUGAACUUCCAGUAGCCAACAGUUCUUGCAACAAAUCCUCAACAUUUACAGCUAAGAUAGAGGAUUUUGCUGUCAGUCUUUCUGCUUACCAUGGCACUGAAUCAGAGGCUGACUCUGCUCCUGCUUUUGGGACUUACUGUCACUUCAGCGGCCACUUCUUCGUGCUUUUUUAGUGAGGAUGGGGCUCGUCGUUGUGUGUGCAACAGUAUGGAUAUCCUUAACCCAGACAAUUUGAUGUGUCUUGAAGUUUUGGAGCUGGAGCUGAGAGAUGGCACACUGGAGGUAUCUGAGAUGCCGGUCUCAGAACUAGCUCUUGUUUUUCAGCUGAUCCAGAUAAAUAAACUCAUUUUCAACAAUGUCACCAUCUCCGUUUCGUUCAUCAGUGCAGUGAUCCCAUUUCUGCCAACGCAUUUAAACGAAAUUCACAUCAUUUCUUCCACUCUGGAAGUUGUCCAGCCUUUACAGCCUCCAGUGUUACUGGAAGCAUCUAGAAUCAAAACCCUCUACCUGGAAGACACAACAGUGGACCCCUCUCUCCUACAGCCCUCCUUCCAGGCUCUUCACCGCUGGUUGUUUGGUUCCCUGAAAUCUCUUGGCCUUGUUCGUUCUGGACUAGUUGAGACUGACUGCAUCUGGGCUCAAAGAGUAGAAAACCUGACUCAUCUAGAUCUGUCAGAGAACCCCAUAUCUUACACUAGCCUACAGAAUAUCUCUCAUUGCGCCUCUCUUUCAUUCAAGUACCUGAAAUCCCUUCAUCUGAGGCACAGCAACCUCACCUCCCUCCAGUCUCUCUGCACGCUCCUGAGUCUCACCCCCACCCUCACGCAACUUGAUGUCAGCAGGAACAAUUUCUCCAUCCUCCACUUCCCACAGUGUUUCCAGGUGAAGCCGCUCAGGAUGCUCAAUCUCUCCCACUCAGGAAUCACAGAGGUUAACUCGUUAACCUCUGCAUCUCUGGAAGAACUUGAUCUAAGUUAUAAUUCUCUGGAGGUAUUCCAUGACCCACCACAGACCCUGAAGAAGCUGUUUUUGUCUAAUAACCGCCUCAUACGUCUCCCUUCUCUGGAUAACCUAUCUCAUCUUCAGGUGCUAAAGGUGGACAAUAACCGGCUUACCGUCUUGAUAACAGAGAUGGAUGUCAAUUUGAGCACACUGGAACAGCUUGAUACUCUCCAUGCAGGGAGGAACCCAUAUCAGUGUGACUGUGCCCUAAAAGAGACCAUCACCUUCCUGGAGAGCACAGAGAGUGUAUCUGUGGAGGACUACCCUGAAGACUUUCUGUGUGCUACACCACUGGCCCAGCAAGGGACUCAGAUAAUGAAUUUUUUUCCUGAACCAUGUGUGAAGCUGACCAGCGGAACCCAACAUCAUGGCUCUCCUCUCUGGUUGACGCUCUUUGUAGGUUUAUCGUCAUGUCUGAUUUAUUUUUGUUGAUCUUUCCAGCAGACCGGAUUCUUGUUUGGGAACCACUUUCUAAUCUACCCUUUAUAAAGGGUUUAACUAAUGGAUUUAUUUAGUUAAUGAAUUAGUUACUAAACCUUAUAUCAGUUAUCAGAUAUUGUUAAUAACAACUUUUUGCCAGGUUGUGAAAAAUCCCUUUGACUGAAUGGAUUGCAUUCCGCAUUACUUUUCCAGAGGGGUGCAGACGAUCUGAACCAAAAUCAAUUUGUUGACAAUAAAUUGGACAUUUAUUAAUGGAUUACCAACAUGUAUAACUGCACUAAAUUAAAUAGAAAUGAUAAACAAGAUUACAAGGUAGAUUUAUUUAUCAUUUUACAGCACAGGGUUAACUAGACUAAGCUGUACUUCCCUUUUAUGGUACAAGUCUCACAGCCUGAAGGAAUAGGCUGCUCUGAUGUCCGGUGAUAUGGAAGCAGGCAAAAGGAUUUUCACAACCUGGCAUCUCAAAUGUGCUUUUAUAACUGAUCCAUAAAGCCUUAUAAAUGAUCAAACCAGUAACUGUUAAUUGAUAUUAAUUUUAUUAACCAAUAAUAAAGUCAUUAGUUACAACUUACAACCCCCUUUUAAUGGAUGCCUUAUUAGAACCUGGUUCCUUUGUGGGUAAUAAAAUGUAAAAUAGAGGACAAAUCAGUUCCAAAAAACACUGUCACAGUUUUUAUCUCACCAUUGAUUAAUAUUGCAGAAUCUUUGUAUAUCUACAUGAUUUAAAGUGAAUGAUCAAAUUAAACUUACUUUUCACUAUACUAUACUUGUAAUAUGAUAUCACUCUGAUCUCUUUGUUAUAUAAUCCAAAAGAAUACAAUAAAAAUGUGUAAUCGACAACCUGACCUCUCUGUCCCUC
This is a messenger RNA of Morone saxatilis (striped sea-bass), 2339 nucleotides long. RefSeq names its product toll-like receptor 2. Gene Ontology annotation, biological process: positive regulation of non-canonical NF-kappaB signal transduction; toll-like receptor 4 signaling pathway; positive regulation of type I interferon production. Gene Ontology annotation, molecular function: protein binding; lipopolysaccharide binding. The record is from RefSeq and is a predicted model, not a curated record. Gene Ontology annotation, cellular component: membrane raft; lipopolysaccharide receptor complex; external side of plasma membrane. Bases 128 to 1471 code for a protein of 447 amino acids. NCBI's taxonomy places the organism in Eukaryota, Metazoa, Chordata, Actinopteri, Moronidae. The transcript is spliced from 2 exons.